This is a messenger RNA of Hemiscyllium ocellatum (epaulette shark), 4896 nucleotides long. Its product is annotated as RNA binding protein fox-1 homolog 2-like. Gene Ontology annotation, biological process: nervous system development; regulation of alternative mRNA splicing, via spliceosome. Gene Ontology annotation, cellular component: cytoplasm; nucleus. The record is from RefSeq and is a predicted model, not a curated record. The transcript is spliced from 15 exons. Gene Ontology annotation, molecular function: mRNA binding. NCBI's taxonomy places the organism in Eukaryota, Metazoa, Chordata, Chondrichthyes, Orectolobiformes, Hemiscylliidae. The coding region runs from base 304 to 1680 and encodes 458 amino acids.
CUCCCGCGUGUGCCGGAGUGGGGCGCGCGGGGACGUGGACGUGGACGGGGAGAGUGUGUGUGUCGCGCGCGGCCGAUCCGGGUGUUUUUUUUUUAAAGAUUGUUUUCCGCUCCCGGUGCAAAGCCUUUCCCCGGGUUUGGCGGCGGCGGCGGCGGAGAGCCUGAGCGCGGGCCUCGGGCACGGUCUCGGAGCCGGAGCCGCCUGUGUCCCGGACUCGGAGUAGACGGUUCCCCUGGCUCCGAGCUCCCUGCCUCCCCGCCCGCUCCCUGCCCGCGCUCUGCUCCCCCUCACCCGGACCGCACCAUGGCGGCGGAGGCGGGGGCUACCAGCGGCUUCGGUCCAGGACCCGCUCCCGGACCCGGCCCCGGCGCCGAGCGGAUGCUCCGGGGGCUGAAGCGGGACGAGUCCGGAGACCCGGCGGCGGCUGAGGCCAAGAGGCAGCGGCUGGAACCGAACCUGAACCCGGGGGAGAACGGGAUGAGCAGCGAGGCCGCGGCUCAGAGUGACGUUUUGACCCAGGGAUACCGACCUUAUAUGAAGAGUCAGGAUUCAACAUUGGAGUUCAAAGAUUGUGCAGAGCGGACUGACCUGAUGGGUAGCCAGGAGCCAGCAGCCACCCCAGAUGCUAUGGUACAGCCGUACGCUACAGUUCCAUUCCCUCCCCCUCCUCCACCACCUCCUCAGAAUGGAAUUCCAACAGAAUACACAGUUCCACACACUCAGGACUACACAGGCCAGACGCCAGUCCCAGACCACACUCUGAAUAUCUACGCAUCCAAUCAGACUCUUGGGGAACAGAGUGGCACAGUUGCCAAUGUGCAGCCUGUAUCUGGAACCGCCACACAAACAGAUGAAGCAGCACAGACAGAUGGGCAACAGCAAACACAGAGUACAGAGAGUAGUGAGAGCAAGCCCAUCCCUAAACGGCUCCACGUUUCCAACAUUCCCUUCCGGUUCCGUGAUCCUGAUCUCAGGCAAAUGUUUGGGCAAUUUGGUAAAAUCAUAGAUGUAGAAAUUAUAUUUAAUGAGCGUGGCUCAAAGGGAUUCGGGUUCGUAACUUUCGAAUCUAGUGCUGAUGCCGACAGGGCGAGGGAGAAAUUACACGGCACGGUGGUUGAGGGCCGUAAAAUAGAGGUAAACAAUGCCACAGCUCGUGUGAUGACUAAUAAGAAGAUGGUCAGCCCUUAUGCAAAUGGCUGGAAGCUGAGCCCUGUAGUUGGUGCUGUUUACAGCCCCGAAUUUUAUGCAGGUCCUGCGUCAUUAUCAUCGUUACCUUUUCACCUACAUCCUGUUGCCUCUACAGCACUCAGCCCAACACACAAUGUUCCUGGUUUCCCAUAUCAAGCAGCCACCACAGCAGCUGCAUUGAGAGGUGCCCUGAGAGGACGAGGUCGUGCAGUCUACAGUGCAUUCCGUGCAGCAGCGCCCCCUACCGCCAUUCCGGCCUAUGGAGGAAUAGUGUAUCAGGAACCAGUGUAUAGCAGUAAGUUACCGCAGGGUGGAUAUGCAGCCUACAGGUAUGCACAGCCAGCAACUGCUACGGCCACUGCAUACAGUGACAGCUAUGGGCGUGUUUACACUGCGGAUCCCUAUCACACACUCGCUCCUGCUCCCACCUAUGGAGUUAGCGCUGUGGCUAGUUUAUACCGAGGUGGAUACAGCCGUUUCGCUCCCUACUGAAAGUGAUGUGAACUCCUGCAAUGGGAACAGUCCCUUCCCAAGGCCUGGGUGUUGCAAUAUUACAAGUAGUGGAACUUUAUAGCAACUCAACAUGAAAAAAAAUACACGAGAAAGCGAGGAAAUCAUUACACAAGAGAGAGAGACCUAAUUUUUUAUACCUCAUUAUGUUCUUCUAAACAUGUAUUUUUUUUCCUUAUGUUUCUGCCUUCAUUUUUUUUUGUUCCAAAGAUUGUGCAAACAGUUUUUAACUGUGGUAUAAAAGUGCAUUUCUUUGUGUGUGUAGUGACAUUUAUGAAAUCAGCUUCAUCCGACAAAAGAGAAUCAGAAGAAACUAAAAAUAUUAGUCACAAAACAAAGUCAGUGAAAGCCAACAGUGAAAUUAGGUGCCGAUUGGAAGCUGGUCCCAGGUACUGCAUUGUGUAGAACAGCAGCAACAAAGGAUUGUACUUACUGAGACUCCCAGAGCCCUGGGUUGAUGUGGAAUUUCACGACUGAAGAUGGGUCAGUGUAGAAUGGAGGGAGGGAAAGGGAUGGAAAUGACCCAUGUACAAGUUGAUGGAACCAGUUUGUGCUGCAUUUUGUUCUCGGAGGGAGAACAGCAGCUUCCAACAGUUCACCAUUUCCAGAUUUGGUCAGUCAGCUAAAUGGUGUCUAUUUGCACCUGUCUAAACAACAGCAAGAGCCAAAAAAAACUACAAUCAAACUCAGUGAAUGCAUCUUUAUCUUGUUUUUUUUAAAAUAAGCUCCAGAAGCUGGCCACCCCAAUAAUGUACAUUUAUCUGAGUACAUUUGUUUUUAAAAUUAUUGAUUUAAAUUCAUUAGGAUCCCAGGAAAUUUACCUAGCACAUCCAAAUGCAGGUAGUAACCAUCCUGGUGCAAAUGGGAUUGCUAUUGUACUUAAGCUUCAGUUAGCACAGUAAGAGAUACAGUCCAAAGGUGUUGGCACUAAAUGCUUGCAUGUUUUAAUUGCAUCAGUCCAGCAUUAGCAUACAUAUAUAUCCAAUUUGUUUGUAUCCCUAUGUUUUUUAAUGUAGCCUAGGAUGUGCUCUGAUUGACACCCUUGCAUUCAGCAGACUUGCAAUUUGAAAACUGGUGACUUUUUAAUUCAACCAUUUUAUUGCCCUUAACCAUUAGUGCAGAUUUAGGUUGCUUUUUAUUUGCAGCCUUCAUUUCACUUACCUUGGCAGGUAACAAAAUCAGCAAUGGAGAUGCUGCACAGAAAAUGGUUGCCUGGCAAUAGAGAAAGAUGGGCCUAGCCCUGAUAUAAUCAGGUGUAAAAGAAGAAGGGUGUGUACUGAAGGAAAUGAGAAAGGGAGUGGUUGUUUAGUCAAAACAUUGUAUUCAAAAAAUGUAAAUUGAGGACAGUCACCCAGUUUUACCUUGUAAGAAAGCAAGAAUUUCACACUAUUUUGGCAAACAUUUUAGAGGCAUUCAUGAUGCCAUUUCAGAUGUUGAUUUGUGUUUUUUUAAGUUCAAGUUGAGCUGGUAUGUGAGUUAAAAUCAUUUGUUGAGGCUGUAGCUAAUAGCUUAUUGUGCGGGCUCAGGACUGGCCCAGACCUUUCUAUUCUGCACCAGUGUUCCUGGGCCGCUGGUUUAUGUUUUCAAACCCCGUUUAUAUCCUGCACUGGGAGACGUGGAUUGAAAGAGAAGUGCACUUUCAUGUUUAGGACAAGUGCAGUUGCUGCCAGAGCUUCUGAUCAUGCAGUAUCCAGUAAAAGGUGAUGUGUACUGCACCGGCUUAGUAAGCUGUUUAAAAAAAAGGGACACUAGUCAUAGACACCACACUGCCGCCCUUAAAUUAUGAUGUUGUUUUGCAAGCCAAAGCGUGGUUUGUCGCUGUAUGACAAUUAUGUUUUUUGUAUAUAAAAUAUUUUAGUUGUCAUUGUAAUGGGGAAACAUUCACAGAAACGUCUCAUCACAAAGGAAGGAAUUUAAAAUGGAAACUUGGUGUAGCACUUGAUGGCAUCUCUUGGUAGUGCUCCUGUUAGUAUAGUCUCGCAUGUAAAAUGUUAUUAUAGAGGAAGGAAAACAUAGCCACAGGCAGCUUGUAUUAGUGUGAGGUGUUGUUUGGUGUCACACCAGGUUUGAUAAUCACUUUCAUUCCUAUGACUACAAAUCACAUUCUUUUACAUAGAUUCACUUUUAUAUUAUACCAGCAGAGGUUUUAGUAAUUUAGCACUACAGCUGCACUCAACUCUACAACUGCCAAAUAAUCUAUUGGUCAUGUUCUUGCAGCAAUUAUUCUCUUUACUUGAUUUUUAUUUUUUGCUUUUUAAGAGCCUCAUAACAGCUGUAGAACAGUCAGAAUCUUUGGAGGGAACAAUUUCAGGUUAGAACUUUUUUUGGAUAAAAUUUGUCUUGCUUCAGUCAGCAGCUCACUGUGUGGGUAAAUGUCCAACAACGCUGUCCAUCAGGUCAGCUUCUAUGGGACUGACGAAUUUAUUUUGUUUGAUUUGUGUUUGUGUGAGAGUGUGUGGUGUACAUUCGGACAGUACCCAUGUGCAGCUUGUGGCUGUAUCCCGACUGGAAUAGGAAACUCACUCUUGGGUAUUAGUGACUAGGCGACAUUACCACAAUGGCACUGCUGAUCCUUGUAUCAUUUGAAUUUCCAGCCUUUUGAAACACCAUUUAUUUCUUUCCAUUUAAUUGUAAAGCCAUCCCUCUACACAAUCACCUUCCCAGCUUCCCUGUACUUCCUCCAAACAAAAACAAGAGAAAUUGUCAACUUCCAUUACACAGAGUUUUGUUUACGAUCAGUCAGGGAGACGAUCUGACUGCCGAAGCUUGUAGAGGAAAGGAGCAAUAAGAUGGGAGAGUUGGAAUUUAUUCUGUGAUGCAAAGCUUUGGAAAGGGAAUAAAAUAGGAGAAAACACUAAAAAGCAUUGAAAAAAUGUGCACAGGUGGUAUUGAAUCCUCCUAGAGAACUAGCAUCAACACUGUCCUGACCCUGAUCCACUUUGUUUUGUGAACGUUUCCCUGGAAGGUAUGAUAUAUCGUAUAGUAGCUUCAUCACCAAGCAGUAUUCAUUGGGUUAUAAUUAGAUAUAAUCAUGAAUGUUAAGUAGAUAGGACAUGGACUAUUAUUCCUUUUGUAUUACUUCCCACGUAUAAAUUAUUGAUCUUGUUGCUGGCUUUUAUAAACUUGAAGGAAGGGGAAUCCCUUCCUAACGGUAAUAAAGCACUGUUUCUAAAAUAAAACAAAAAUGGUGAGAACACA